Molecule: messenger RNA, 922 nt
Organism: Aspergillus eucalypticola CBS 122712
Lineage: Eukaryota; Fungi; Ascomycota; Eurotiomycetes; Eurotiales; Aspergillaceae
Product: BTB/POZ domain-containing protein
Exons: 4
Coding region: 38-778 (246 amino acids)
Molecular function (GO): protein binding
Source: RefSeq, a predicted model, not a curated record
AGCAAAUCUGUCAAUUAACGGCAAAUUCCUCUACAAAAUGUCAUCCUCAAGCGUGGAUGCAAAGCCACGGGGGCCGACUAAGGUCAUCUCAGACCUCUUCCUAAGCUCUACAUGGAGCGACUUGUCCAUCGUUUGCGGAGAUGUUGUCUUCCCAGCUCAUAAAUGCGUCGUGUGUCCUCAAUCUGGGUACUUUUCACGCGCGUGUAAUAGCAGCUUCAUCGAGUCUUCUGGAAACAUCGUGAUAGAGGAGCUUGAGCCCAUUUAUCUUGAGAAGACGCUGCAGUUUCUCUAUAGAGGGGAUUACACCAGACUGAGCGAUAUGGACACCUCUCCCGCAGUGGAGUUUGGUCAUCCCAGUCCUAUCCCUAGUCCGAUUGUUCGAAGCCUCCCGUAUGCUACCCUGUCAUCCGUGGAAAAUGGCGGGCUUUCGAAAUUCCAUGUUCAUAUGUAUGAGCAAGGAGAAUAUUUCCAGAUCCACGAUCUCAAAGAGAAGGCAAAAGAGAACUUCAAAGAGUGCUUCCUGCGUGACUUAGACAGACUGUUUUUCCGUUCGACUGUGAACGAGGUCUACUGUACGACGAUCGAGACCGAUCGCGGGCUUCGAGAUAUUGUCAUUGAGACCGUCCUGAAUGAUCUGCCAACGCUGAUUGAUGGGACCUCAACCUAUCUCGACAAGGAAGAUUUGCAAGAGAUGCCUGAGUUUACGGUUGACCUGUGCAUGGCCAGCCUUGUUCAGAAUGCGUAUCUCAUGGGCAUCAUCUCGGAAUGUACACAAUAAUCGAUGCGAGACAUGCAUAUCAACGAGCUACCCGAGUAUUGCCUAUGAAUGCAUCAUCCUAGCCCUGACGGAUGACAGUAACCGCGGGCUGCAACUAUAACUUCCUCCGCAAUGUGGCCUGUACCUCAUAUCAAACUAGCAACC